Vitis vinifera (wine grape) is the source of this 5073-nucleotide messenger RNA. Its product is annotated as myosin-12. The transcript has 39 exons. Lineage: Eukaryota; Viridiplantae; Streptophyta; Magnoliopsida; Vitales; Vitaceae. Gene Ontology annotation, molecular function: microfilament motor activity; actin filament binding; ATP binding. The coding region runs from base 1 to 4782 and encodes 1593 amino acids. Gene Ontology annotation, biological process: actin filament organization; vesicle transport along actin filament. Gene Ontology annotation, cellular component: vesicle; myosin complex; actin cytoskeleton. The record is from RefSeq and is a predicted model, not a curated record.
AUGGUAAGCUUCCUCAUCAUGGAUUUACGUUCAUUUUUUAUCCGCUUCUGGUCAGUCUGCAAGAACAUUCAUUAUCUUUAUUCAUUUUUUAUUUUAUUUUUGUUUUUUUGGAUGAUCAAGGGAACUCCUGUAAACAUCAUAGUUGGGUCACAUGCGUGGGCUGAGGAUCCUGAUGCGGCAUGGAUUGAUGGAGAGGUGAUAGGAAUUGAAGGCAGAAAUGCAACAAUAGUUACUACAGAUGGGAAAACUAUAGUUGCAGAUAUUUCAAACAUAUACCCAAAAGACACAGAAGCACCGCCUGCUGGGGUCGAUGACAUGACCAAAUUAGCUUACCUCCAUGAACCAGGAGUCCUACACAACCUUGCUUCUCGCUUUGCUCUCAAUGAGAUAUAUACUUACACGGGGAACAUUCUAAUAGCGGUGAAUCCCUUUCAAAGACUGCCACACUUGUAUGACAUCCACAUGAUGGGGCAAUACAAAGGCGCUGCUUUUGGAGAGCUUAGUCCACAUCUCUUUGCUGUUGCAGAUACUUGCUACAGGGCAAUGAUAAAUGAACAGAAAAGCCAAUCCAUAUUGGUUAGUGGAGAGAGUGGAGCUGGUAAAACAGAGACAACAAAAAUGCUCAUGAGAUACCUUGCAUUCAUGGGGGGCAGAUCAGGUACUGAGGGAAGAACAGUAGAACAACAAGUUUUGGAGUCCAACCCAGUCUUGGAAGCAUUUGGGAAUGCCAAAACUGUGAAAAACAACAAUUCCAGUCGUUUUGGUAAAUUUGUCGAGAUCCAAUUUGAUAAGCAUGGGAAAAUCUCUGGGGCUGCAGUUCGUACAUAUCUUCUCGAAAGGUCACGUGUUUGCCAAGUCUCUGACCCAGAAAGGAACUAUCAUUGCUUUUACAUGCUCUGUGCAGCACCACCAGAGGAUGUCAAGAAAUUCAAGUUAGGGGACCCAAGAUCAUUCCACUAUCUAAACCAAACUAACUGUUAUGAAGUUGCAAAUGUAAAUGAUGCAAGAGAGUAUCUGGAAACCAGAAAUGCCAUGGAUGUUGUAGGGAUCAGUCAAGAUGAGCAGGAUGCCAUAUUCCGUGUGGUAGCUGCAAUUCUGCAUCUCGGAAACAUUGGGUUCAUCAAAGGGAAGGAAGCCGAUUCUUCCAAACUGAAGGAUGAGAAAGCACUUUACCAUCUUCGAACAGCUGCAGAGCUACUCAUGUGUGAUGAGAAGGCAUUGGAGGACUCACUGUGCCAGCGUGUCAUAGUAACCCCUGAUGGAAACAUCACAAAACCACUGGAUCCAGAUUUAGCUGUCUUUAGUCGUGAUGCCUUGGCAAAGACAGUAUACUCCAGACUAUUUGAUUGGAUUGUCGAUAAGAUAAACAGUUCUAUCGGCCAGGAUCCCAAUGCAACAAGCAUAAUUGGAGUUCUUGAUAUUUAUGGCUUUGAGAGCUUCAAGAUCAACAGUUUUGAGCAGCUAUGUAUCAACCUGACAAAUGAGAAGUUGCAACAGCAUUUUAAUCAGCAUGUAUUUAAGAUGGAGCAAGAAGAGUACAAACGAGAGGAAAUCAACUGGAGCUAUGUAGAAUUCAUAGAUAACCAAGAUGUUUUAGAUCUGAUUGAGAAGAAACCAGGAGGCAUAAUUGCACUUCUUGAUGAAGCCUGUAUGUUUCCUAAGUCAACCCAUGAGACAUUUGCACAAAAGAUGUAUCAGACAUAUAAAGGACAUAAGCGCUUCAGCAAGCCCAAACUUGCCCGAACAGAUUUCACAAUCAAUCAUUAUGCAGGGGAUGUUAUAUACCAAGCUGACCAGUUCCUUGACAAAAACAAGGAUUACGUUGUAGCAGAACACCAAGCUUUACUAAAUGCCUCCAAGUGCCCUUUUGUUGCAAAUCUCUUCCCUCUAUUAUCUGAGGAAGCAUCAAAGCAAUCAAAGUUCUCUUCCAUUGGUACCCGCUUCAAGCAACAACUACAAGCUUUAAUGGAAACCUUGAGCACCACAGAACCACAUUACAUCAGAUGUGUAAAGCCCAAUGCAGUUUUGAAGCCUGCGAUAUUUGAGAACUUCAAUGUCUUAAACCAGUUAAGAUGUGGGGGAGUACUAGAGGCAAUCAGGAUAAGUUGUGCUGGGUAUCCAACAAAAAGGACAUUUGAUGAGUUCUUUGACCGUUUUGGAAUGUUAGCUCCAGAUGUUCUAGAUGGAGCCGAUGAGAAAUCAGCAUGUAUUGCCAUCUGUGAUAGAAUGGGCUUAAAGGGCUAUCAGAUUGGGAAAACAAAAGUGUUUCUUAGAGCUGGGCAGAUGGCUGAAUUAGAUGCACGAAGAACUGAAGUUUUAGCUAAUGCUGCAAGACGCAUCCAGAGGCAAAUCCAAACACAUCUCACCAGAAAAGAGUUCAUUAGACAACGAAGGGCUACAAUUCAUAUGCAGAAACUCUGGAGAGCACAACUUGCACGUAAGCUGUAUGAAAGUAUGAGGAGGGAAGCUGCUUCAGUCUGUGUACAGAAAAAUGUACGCGCUCACACAGCAAGGCGAAAUUAUACAAACCUACAGGCAUCAGCAAUGGCGAUUCAAACUGGAUUGAGAGCAAUGGCAGCCCGAAAUGAAUUCAGAUACAGAAGAAGAACCAAGGCUGCAACCCUAAUUCAGACUCAAUGGCGAGGAUUCCAAGCUUUUUCUGCCUAUAAUCAACAGAAGAAGGCAACUCUUACACUUCAAUGUCUAUGGAGAGGAAGGGCAGCCAGGAAGGAGCUUAGAAAGCUCAGGAUGGCUGCAAGAGAAACAGGAGCACUAAAAGAAGCAAAGGACAAGCUAGAGAAGCGUGUUGAAGAGCUAACAUGGCGACUAGAAUUUGAAAAGCACUUGAGGAUCGAUGUUGAAGAAGCAAAAGGGCAAGAAAUUUCCAAGCUGCAAAAUGCUCUACUUGAAAUGCAAGUGCAACUAGAAGAAGCCCAUGCAGCAAUUAUCAGAGAGAAAGAAGCAGCAAAGAUUGCUAUUGAACAAGCUCCACCAGUGCUCAAAGAGGUGCCAGUCGUAGACAACACCAAGAUGGAUCUACUGAAAAAUCAAAAUGAGGAACUCGAGGGUGAGGUAAGCGAGCUGAAAAAGAUGGUUGCGGAAUUUGAGCAAAAGUAUUGUGAAGCACAAAAGGAGAACACAGCAAGGCUUAAAGAAGCAGAAGAGUCAUUCACGAGGACGUCACAACUUCAAGAGACUAUUGAAAGAUUAGAAUUGAACUUGUCCAACCUCGAAGCAGAGAACCAGGUUCUACGGCAGCAGGCUUUGGUUGCAUCAACAAAUGAGGACCUCUUUGAAGAAAUGAAAAUCCUCAAGGAUAAGAUUGCAAAUUUAGAGUCAGAGAAUGAGGUUCUCCGCAACCAGCCAACAAGCAUAGAGCAAGUAGCCGCUCUUGAAAGGGUUCCACCACAAGUGAAGAGUUUUGAUAAUGGACAUAAAAUGGAAGAAGAGCUCCAAACAACAAAAGAGUUGGUGCCUUUUGCCCCAAUCCUAACUAAACAACGAUCCCUGACAGACAGGCAACAGGAAAACCAUGAUGUACUAAUAAAGUGUCUCAUGGAAGACAAGCGAUUUGACAAGAACAGGCCUGUUGCUGCCUGUAUUGUGUACAAAGCACUUCUUCAGUGGAGAUCCUUUGAAGCAGAGAAGACAAAUAUAUUUGAUAGGAUUAUCCACACAAUCCGUUCAUCUAUAGAGAGUCAGGAAAGCAUCAGUAAUCUAGCAUAUUGGCUCUCGACAACUUCAACCCUUCUGUUCCUUGUACAAAGUACACUCAAGGCAAGCAAUACACCUAAUGUGACUUCAUUUCGUAGCCGAAAUUCACCCACCACUUUGUUCGGUAGAAUGGCACAAGGUCUCCGCUCAUCUUCAUUUCCUAUGGGAGUUUCAAGUGGGUACAGUGGAAUGGUGGGAAAGCCAAACACGCACUCAAAAGUGGAACCCAAGUACCCUGCCUUACUGUUUAAGCAACAUUUAACUGCAUAUCUUGAAAAAAUAUAUGGGAUGAUUCGUGAUAGCUUAAAGAAAGAGAUUAGUCCAUUUUUGAACUUGUGCAUACAGGCACCCAGAUCCACAAGGGCCAGAUCAAUAAGAGGGUCAUCCAAAAAUAUCCAUUCAAAUAUAGUUGCAAAACAGCAAGCAUCAAACAUACACUGGCAAAAUAUUGUCAAUAGCCUGGAUCAUACCUUGGGAAUAAUGUCUGAGAACCAUGUCCCUUCUAUGAUAACAAGGAAAAUCUUCAGUCAGGUAUUCUCAUUCAUAAAUGUUCAGCUUUUUAACAGUUUACUACUUCGCCGGGAAUGUUGUUCAUUUAGCAAUGGAGAAUACGUAAAGGCUGGUUUGCAGGAAUUGGAACAGUGGUGCUUUAAAGCAAAGGACGAGUUUGCUGGAUCAUCAUGGGAUGAACUCCAACACAUAAGACAAGCAGUAGGGUUUCUGGUUUUGCAUCAAAAACCUCAGAAAUUUUUGGAUGACAUCACAAAUGAACUCUGCCCGAUGUUAAGCAUUCCACAAAUAUAUCGCAUUGGAACCAUGUUUUGGGAUGACAAAUAUGGCACCCAUGGACUAUCUCCAGAUGUAAUCGGCAAGAUGAGAGUGCUAAUGACAGAAGAUUCCAUAAACAUGCCCAAUAAUUCAUUCUUGUUGGAUGUUGAUUCUCGGAUACCUUUCUCUAUGGAAGAGAUGUCACGAUCCUUGAUCGACAUCAACCUAUCCUACGUGGAUCCUCCACCCCUCCUUCGUCAGAGAUCUGAUUUCCAUUUCCUCUUGCAGCCAACAGAUUGAAAAUUUUGAUUUUCCUAUAAAUUCACAGAAAGAAAUAUAGUAAUUGAAAGAAUGAUAUUGUAAUUAAUUACUAUUCUUUUUAUUUUCUAUUUUUUCUUAUGAGUGAGAGUGAGUGAAUGAGUAUUCAAAAUGUAAUUCUUUUAUUUUUUUCCUCCACUUUUUUAGAGUUGAGAUGAUAAUCUACUGAUUGUUGCCUUCAAAUUGUACCUGUGGAAUUGAGUGAGUGAUUGUUUGAUUGAGGACAAGAACUAAAAAAAAUUAAUGAGAAAAGAAAUGAAAUUUUUACUUGUA